Messenger RNA from Olea europaea var. sylvestris, 1444 nucleotides. RefSeq lists its product as uncharacterized. The record is from RefSeq and is a predicted model, not a curated record. Lineage: Eukaryota; Viridiplantae; Streptophyta; Magnoliopsida; Lamiales; Oleaceae. Bases 802 to 1254 code for a protein of 150 amino acids. The transcript has a single exon.
CGUUUCGGGUGAGUCUCUUUGUGCAAUUAUUAUAUUUUUGUAUUGGGUAAUUUUCAAUUUCCCCUAAGGGUUUGGAUCAAGUUACAUGGCUAUGAUAAUCUCCUUUGUUAAUUUUGAAAUAUAUUAGAGAAAAGAGCGCGGCUAGGAUAUAACACGAUAAUUGAUGUUUAAAGAAAAAAAAAAUUAUGUUGAUGAAUUUUUUAGUUGACUUAUUUUGCAAUUGCAUUGGAUGCUUGAAUCGAACAGCUGAAACUGAACGAUUCUUUACAGUGCUGUACCCAAUCAAGUGAGAUUGAGCUGCAAUAAUCAGGAGUCGAGAUCACGGUUUCAUUUUAAUAAGUUGGAAGGAUACCGGAUGAACUUCUAUCGUUUUUUGAAGGAUUAUUUUUCUUUCUCACUUGAUAUUGGUUGGAUUUGCAUGUAUGAUGUAUCUUUCUAGUAAUUGCCAUGCAUCUUUGGUUGAUAGAAUGACAGAGUAGGUGGAUAUGUUACUGGAUACCAUGUCUAGUUUUCGAUCUCCUUUUAGAGAUGGGACAAUGUGUGUCCGACUCGGCCUCUAUGCCCAAGUCGUUAACUUAUGAUUGUCAGACAUCAAUGUUGCAUAAAUAUUAUAAUUAAUCAAUAUCGAACUUUCCGUGAGUUAUAUUUAGUCUGUAUCAGUUUAGUCGUUUGUUUAGAAAAUCUGUUACCAUGUCAAGCAGGAUCAUCUUCUUACUUUUGUUAAAUCUUGUUGGUAUUAUAAUUGUUUAUGUUUUUGUUCUUCUGUCAGUAAAGUACCAUAAUCCACGAAUUGAUUGAGAAAUGGAAGAUCAGAAAAUGCUGGCAACAAAUGAUGCCAUGGUUAGUAAGCUAAGAAAAAAGAAACUUUCAAAGCAAGAGACUGCAAUGCUAAAUGCAUCAGGGGAUAGUAAGAAAGGACUUCAGGAUGCACGAGCCCGCUCUAGCCACAAAGGGCAGAAGGCCUCCAAAAAAGUACUGAUGAAUGGUGUUUCCCCAUUGUUCCAACAACAAGAGAGGUCAACCUCAGAUUCUUUGCCAGACUCUUUUACAUCUGGAAAUGAUUACCGGGCUUUGAGGCGAAAAUAUUUAAUACUAGAAGAGGAAAGCUUUGGAUUAGGAUCAGAGUUGAAAGAGGUCGAAGACGAGAUUAUGGCCCUUGAGAAGGAGAAGCUAUCUUUGUUGGAUGAGCUUGUUGUCUUGGAAGGCCUAAUUGAUCCUUCAGAUAUUCAGCCUCAAGGCCAAAGAUUGCAAUGAUUUAUCAUUCCUUCUAUGUCGGCAUGUGUGCUACGCAAUACUCUGACAGGACUGGCAGUACCUUAUUAUCGUUUAGUACUGUACGAUGUCUUAUUAAAUAAUAGAAUUUGCCAAACCAUUUUGCAAUCAAUGCUGAAUUCAUCUUUAAUUCAGAUUAUCUAUGGAAUCCCUUGAUAUUGAAUUUGAAAUA